AUGAAAUAUUUGCACAGGAAAAUGCAAGGUUUGAGUGGGAUUCCCAGUUUUAAUUACCAUGGAAAAUGUGAAAAGUUGAAUAUUGUUGACAUUAGUUUUCCAGAUGACUUAUUGUUGUUUACAAGAGGUGAUGUGAUGUAUGUGCAGCUGGUUAUGGAUAGACUCAAUGCUUUCUCUAGAUCCACGGGUUUAUGUGUUAAUCCUAGUAAAUGCAAGAUGUAUCGUGGUGAUGUGGAUGCUGACAGUGAGAGGUAG
Lathyrus sativus (Indian pea) is the source of this 255-nucleotide messenger RNA. The record is from the annotation of a GenBank genome assembly. NCBI's taxonomy places the organism in Eukaryota, Viridiplantae, Streptophyta, Magnoliopsida, Fabales, Fabaceae.